UGUGCGAGGUCUUAUUUUGAUCAGAAACAUUUGCUCUGCAAAGCUGUGUUUUCAAAAAAAUUUUAAUUGCAUGAGUAUCCAGGAAAAAAACAUUAUUUAAAGACCCAUUUUUUCGAGGCUCUUGGAAAACUUGCUCAAAAUCCCCGAAAAACCAGUUUUGUAACCAAAAGCAAUACAGAUUCUGGAAGUAGACACUUCAGGCUAUCUUUCCAUGUGUGUAUCUUAAAACCGAUUUUUUGACCGAAAAUCACCAUUUCUGAGGGGAGGGAGGCCCUUAAUAGUUAAUAAUAACUAAAAUAAACUGAGAUAAACUAUCGUAUUUGCAGCCUUCAUCCGAACAUGGUCACCGAACUAUCGGAUUGGUGCAUGCCUAGACCUAAACAGUAGUUUGUUCGUUCUUUUCCAAAGACACGAACAUUUCUCUGGUAAUUCAAUCGUGAACCCAAGUCAAACAAACCUACCGAAGGAUCCUACAAGAUUCUUACAAAAUCUAACUUUAGGAUCCUGUAAGAUCCUACAAAAAUCUUGUGUGACUUUGUAGGAGAAUCCGAAAGCCAAAAAACCCUUCAAAAUCCUAUUGUAAGAUUCUUAUAGGAUCCUGUUGUCAGAUCUUAUAGAAUCUUGCAAGAUCCUACAGGAUCCUAUUGUAAGAUUGCAGUAGGAUUUUAUCGAAUUUUCUGCUGGUUUAGCCUCCUAGGUUUAUUAUUUUUAUUUGUUUGAUUAUUCUCUGAUCCCAGCCACCCAAAAUCAGGUGAUUCUGAGCUAGGAUAAGCCCAAGACUUGUGAGUACUGAUCCACACGUCGUUGAACAGUAGCGAGUUUCAUCCUAUAUAUAUAAUCCUAUAUUUUUCUAUAGGACUAUACCAAGAAUUUUACGGAUUCUGUGGCUUAGGAUUUCACAGAACCGUAUAACAGGAAUCCUAUGAAAUCCUAUUAUCAGUAAGAUUCUAUGGGAUCUUGUAGAAUCCUAGUAGGAUUGCUUGACUUGGGACGACGAUAUUCUUAAAUCUUUUUUAGCUUUCUUAAUUUUCAUGCUAUUUUUAAUCUUUUUAGGUAGUCCAAUUAAAUCUGGUCCUGUGGUUAAAUCGAAAAUCGAUAUUACCAAAAUAAAAGUAUGGAAUUAUGAUGAUAUCAAUUUGCCAACAUUUGAUGAAAUAAAUGCUGAAAUUGCAAAAUGGGCAAUAUUUAAAGAAACGAAUGAUAAUUCAUUUGUUUAUUUUGUCUUGGAAAUACAAGUUAUACCAGAUAAUCGAAUGACCGUUACAAGUGAACAUCGAAUACGAUUUCGUUAUGAAAAACAGAUGUUUUCAACAGAUCAAGAACAAUUAUUUUCAUCGUAUUACUAUCGUAUUGCAACAAUGCCUCGUAUAAUAAAAAUCAAAGACAUGUUACCAAAUCAUAUCGGUUCCAAAUCACUUGUUCGGUUAUUAUGGUGUCAUAAGAUUGAUACACAAUCAAUAGAUGAUAGCAUUGGUCAAUUAGUUGAAUCAAUAUGGUUAGAAUCAGUUGGUGAUCUAAAAGAGUUGUUGAGUGUUCAACCAGAAACAAUAACAGUGAAAAAUAUUAUCGAAGCUGAAGCUGUUCUAUUGGAGCAAAAGCGUUUCUUAGAUAAUAAUGCGAAUGAUGUAUCAGUUGAAAUCAAUGCCAAAUUUUAUUCACUUAUUCCACACAAUUCGCUGUUUGUAUUGGAUUUAAAUAAUCGACGUGUACUACGUGAAAAAAUGGAUCUGUGUCAAAUGUUGCGUGAUAUGUUAACUGUCAAUGAAAUAACAAAUUGGAAUGUAAAAGCCUCCACUGAAGCUAAAUAUCGUUCGCUGAAAUGUUAUAUAAAUACGAUGGACAAAGAUUCAUUGGAAUUUAGAAAACUUAGUGAUAUGAUUCAUUUAUCAUCCACAGAUUCAAAUGAACAAGUAAUUAUUCAUAAUAUAUUCGAAGUGACUAGACAAACGGAAGUAAUUAAUUUUCAAACAACAUUACAUAAUCAAUGUCAACUCUUUCAUGGUUCAAAAUACAGCAAUUUUCUUGGUAUUUUAUCAAGAGGUUUGUUAAUGCCAAAAAUAAUUGUUAAUGAAAUGGGAAAUACAAGAACUGAUGUCGGACAUUUAGGUUAUGGUUUGUACUUUUCAGAUUCAGUGAGUACGUCUUUGCAGUACACAAAUAAAAGUGAUCAAAACAGGAAGCGUUUAUUGUGUAUAUGUCAAGUGGCUCUUGGUGACAGUGCGAAUUACUACUCAUAUGCAUGUGAUUUAACGCAAGCACCGGAAAAUUAUCAUAGUGUUCAUGGUGUUAAAAUGACAAAUGAAAAUCAUUCAGUAUUUGAAGAUAAUGAGUUUGUCAUUUAUAAUCUUGAUCAACAACGUCUUCUCUAUUUGGUGGAAGUUUCAUGGCAUCCACAUGAUGUCAUUUCAAAUAUUCCCAUCACAAAAUUACCAAUUAUAUGGGAUCAAAUGGCAGAGCGGCAACUAUCAACAAUAGAAAUACCAGAACUAAUUGAAGACGAAGUAAUACAGAUCGCUGAACAAGAUUAUGGUCUUAUUACUUCUGGUCGACGUUUGCCAUUGAAACAAUUUCAUAUUCGAGCACAAUUAAUUGAUAUUACCGCCGAAGUUGUACUGUAUCAAUUGUUUCAUAAUAAUAAUUCGCAAUCAAUAGAAGCCAAAUAUGUUUUCCCACUUGAUGAACAUUCAACCGUUUGUGGUUUUGAAGCACAUGUUAACAACAAGGUCAUCAUCGGUGUGGUUAAAGAAAAAGAGCAAGCUAAAAAAGAAUAUAGGGAGGCAAUUGAAAAAGGUCACGGUGCUUAUUUAAUGGAUCAAGAACAACCGGAAGUAUUCAGCGUGUCCGUCGGAAAUUUACCACCCAAUUGUGAAGUUGUUAUUAAAAUUACUUAUGUCCAAGAAUUGCCAAUUGAAAAUGAUGAUGUGAUGUUUCGCUUACCAGCAAAAGUAGCCGAUUGGCAAUCGAAAAUGGCCAUUGAACAUCACGACCAAACUAUACUACCAUCAAUUGGAAUGACAUCAACAACUGAUUCAAAUCAAAUUCAAUUUAGCUUAAAAGCCACCGUACAAAUGCCAUACUCAAUAAAAAAACUAUUUUCACCAACACAUCGUCUUCGUCGAAAGGUAACCGAUUGUCAAGCAAUGAUUGAAUUAAUUGAUAAUAUUUUUGAUAAAGAUUUUAUUUUAACAAUCACAUUGCAAACAAUUCAUAUUCCUCGUAUGUUAGUUGAAACAUAUAAAUCAGAUUCAGAAUCAAAAGCUUGUAUGUUAACAUUUUAUCCUGAAUUUGAUUUUGAAACAACACAAGUCACAAUUGAAAUUAUUUAUUUAAUCGAUUCAUCAAAUUCGAUGGAUGGAAAAACGAUGAAACAAGCGAAACAGUUGGCACAUCUUUUUCUGUCAAAUAUGAUAAGUUCCACCAAUAAAAAUAACAACAUUUUAUUUAAUAUUGUUACAUUUGGCUCAGAUAAUGAUGAAUGUUUUCCUGUGUCUGUUCCAUUAAUAAAAGAAAAUUUAGACAAAGCAAAACAUUUUGUUCUUCAUUCAUUGAGUCAUCGUGGUAAUACAGAUCUGUUUUCUGUUCUUCGAAAUUAUUCAUUAUUAUCUGGUAGAGGAGAACGUAAUUUUAUUUUAUUAUCCGAUGGUCAUCUGAAUGAUAUGAAAGCUAUUAUUUUGUUGUUAAAACAGCAGCAAAUGAAACAUGAUCGAUUUUUUACAUGUUCUAUUAGUGAAACAGCUAAUAAACAUAACCUGAAACAAUUAAUUAGUUGUACAAGUGGUGGGGGUCAAUCAACAGUAUUCGAUACUAACUAUCGUUCGAAAUGGAAAAUAAAAGUAUUGAAUAUUUUAGAAAGUAUUCGUCAACCAUGCGUCAACGGGAUUGUUAUUGAUUGGCAUAACGAACAAUUAGAUGAAAAUAACAAUCUGCAAUUUCUUCAAGCACCAUCACAUAUACACUCACUGUUUAACGGUCAACGUCUAACAAUUUAUGGUUUUAUUAAUAACUGCUAUAAAGCAACACUAAAAGCAAAUGUUAAUGGAUGUGAAUUGACAACGACUGUAUUUACAAAUAAAAUGACUGAAACAACAGGAAAAAUUCUACAUUGUCUGGCAGCUCGAGCAAUUAUUGAUGAUUGGGAAAAUGGAUUGGUGAAUAUGGACGAUAUAGAGAAUGAACUGAUAAAAUCUCACUUUAAACAACAUAUUAUUGAUCUGAGUAUAAAAUAUUCAGUCGUUAGCCCAUUUACAAGUUUCAUUGCCAUCGAAGAAAGGGAUAAAGACGAUAAAUUUACACAUGAAGGUGUUCAACUGUUAGAUAUUAUGUUAGAAAAAGACAUAGAUGUAUUACCAUACGUUGGAUGGGAUGGCGAAAAAUCGCAGUCAGUCUCAAUAAAAGAACAAUUAAUUGAUUCAAAAAAACAAUUGGAUUCAUCGUCUGUAACAGAGAAAAUUCGAUUAUGUCCGGAACUUAUUUCCUUAUGUAAAAAUGUUUCAUAUCGACAAUGCUAUGAAAAAUUUGAUACAAUGUUAACGUUGAUUGAUACAUAUUAUUAUACAUUAAAAAAUCAAGAACAAGCUAUCGAACUUCUGAAGCAAAUGAAAUUCGAUGUUAAAUUGGAAAUGGAAACGGCAUCCUCUGAAGAACGUACGCAAAUGGAAAGUCGUUUGAAUUCAAUGAAAUAUUUGUUUGAUGAAAUGUUGGAAAAAGAAGAGCUCGAUCUUUCUGUGUUAGAGUCGGAAUCCAAAGAAAGUAGUAUGACGCUGAAUGCUUUUAGUACAAAUUUAACGUGGCAAAAUGAUCUAUUUGAUGUAACGCCAGCAUUGAUGCCACCAGAGAUACAAAUGGACAGUAAGACAAUGGAAAUGUAUGCACGACAAUUGAGAGAAGCAGCAGCCGUCCCACUUCCUGACGAAGACGACGAUCUCGAGGGUGGUAUAGGCUGGGACGUGUUUACUGGUGGAAUGACGCCUACAUCGGUGGAUCUUCUGGAAAUGAACGAUGCCUGUUCCCUAAAGCAUAUAACCGCAUUAUCACCUGCUAGUAGCGGACCAUUCUUAAACUCAGCAGAACAAUCGCGUGAAGCUGAUGAAUCUGGAAAUGGAGAAGAAUUUGAUUUACUUGAUAGUAUAGAACUAUGCGUUCUCCCCACAAUAUCAAUAACUCCACAGCAACAAACAUAUUCUACAUCAGUCUCUGGUUUUUCUCCUGCAACGCCAUAUGUAUCUUCAAAAAGCGCCGCUAAAAAACAGAAAGCUGUUUUCUCGUCUACGUCAGAAUUAACAUCAUCAACAUAUUUUCCAACUUCGCCAACAUAUUCUCCAACUUCGCCAACAUAUUCUCCAACUUCGCCUACUUACAGCGCAACACAAUAUGAAAAUUGUCCGUAUACAGCCGAUUGUGAUCUCAUGCUGAACCGGACGCCUGCUACACUAGUAUUUGGUACUAAUGAUAGAGACAAUACCAGACCUGUUUAUACUCCAAAUUUCCCAUCAGUACCAUUGAUGUCAACCACCACAUCUUCACCGUUUCUAUUUGGUGCAUCAUCCGUAGAAACAACAGCCCCAUCUUUCGGAUCCGCUGCAGCGGCAGCUCCUCAGCUACAAUCAUUCGGUUUCUCUUCUCCUAAUCAACAACAGCCGCCUCAUCCACAAUCAUUCGGCUCAACGACAACUUUAUCGAUGGAUUAUCAGCCAAAACAAAUGGUAACAAAACAAAAUCGUGGAGCUCAAAGACAUUCAAAGAAAAUGUCCACGGUUGAAAUAAACCAAGGGACUGAACAAUACCAACGACAAGCAAUGCCUCCAGCACCACAAAUGUCAGAUUUAAAUAAAUCAAUACAAGCAGCAGGAUACUUUCCCUCCUUAUUUGAAAACGAGUCAUUCUAUGACAAGUCGUCGGCAGCAUCUACAUCUUUAUUGGGAAAAAUAAAAAAUGUUGUUACGUCAGGAAUUAGCAGCCUUGGGUUUACGUCAAGACAAAACAUGCAAUUGCAACAAGGUGGCGAGGACUUCCAACGAGGACUUUCACCAAGAUCAGUGAGCUCAAGAAGGGGCGGCUUUUCGGAAUUAGAACGUGGGAGAGGAGCAAUGUCUAAUAAAGGAAAACAAGCUGCGCACGCCGCCCGGUUUACUGAUACAAGAGCAGACGAACAGGCUCGAAGUUGUCACAGUCCUGUUCCACUUCCAGAUUUAGAAACAGACUCACCACCAUUGCAAUCAAUCGUACAAAGGUCUGAGAACGAAUUGUCUUCGUUGACAGAAACCAGAAAAGCUAAUAAAAGCGCCAGCAAAGGAUACUUACACAAGACCGAUGCUCUAAGAUCGAAAAAGAAUUUACUACCACCACCACAAGAAGAAGAACAGAAAGUAUAUCAUGUUAAUAUUUGUGAUCUAUUAUUGUUAGACGUUGCACCAUUAUCUUUGGGAAUUGAGCUAGUGAGCGGUGAAUAUGUAGCCGUUAUCCAACGAAAUACAACAAUACCAACAAAAAAUUGGGCUAUAUUUACAAAUGCAUUUGCUGGUCAAACAACAGCUACAGUUAAAAUUUUUGAAGGUGAACAUCGAUUAACAAAAUAUAAUAAUUAUUUGGGUGAGUUUACACUUGAAAAACUGUCCAAAAAUUUUGCUUCUGAAACAUUGAACAUAACUAUUACUAUGGAUAUCGAUGCUAAUGGAAUAUUAAACGUUACUGCCGAAGAACAAGCAUCGCGAGUGAAAAAGUCAAUUGCAAUAACAGAUGAUAAAGGUCGUCUGACACGCGAUUUUAUUGAGCAACAUGUACGUUUUGUAGAAAGUUUACCAUCUGCUGAUCACGAUUCGUCGACACCAUUACUUGAUCAGAUGCACCGCAGAAUGAUGACAGCUGAAUUAAUCGACAGUAUAUUUCAACUUCAGAAUGAUGAUGGUUCAUUUUCGUUCACCAAAGAUCUGCAGGCCAUAUUCAAUAAUAUUGAUUUUGGUAUAGUUCAACAACAUUUAACUGAACAAGGACUAAAUUCAUUUGCUGAAAAAAUCCGCAAUGAAAUCAAUGAUUUGAUUUGUACAACUGUGAUCGUAAUUUAUAUUAUCUCGCAAAGUGAAUUAUCAUUGACAUUAACAUUUCCACUUGAUAUUCAUUCAAUCAGAAAUUUAGUUGAACAAAUUAAAAAUAAUGGCAAGAAAAUUGAUCCAAUAAUGGAAAACUACAGAAGAGAAUAUGGAAUGGCAUUUGAUUAUGUUUUAAAAAUGCGUGAUAAAAAUUCAAUGUAUUGUACACAGUUAGAGUUAGGCUCUACGUGGGAAUUAUAUAUUCAAAAAACGUUGCUUGGCCUUGAUAAUAGUGGUGAUCAUGGUAUUACUCUAGUUGUACAUUAA
Molecule: messenger RNA, 7352 nt
Organism: Didymodactylos carnosus
Lineage: Eukaryota; Metazoa; Rotifera; Eurotatoria; Philodinida; Philodinidae
Source: the annotation of a GenBank genome assembly